GGACCAACAAAAAUAACUCUGAAUGAUUUUGUGCGGAUGAUUUUUGAAGAGAAAUGUGAAAAGGUGUUGAUGUUAACAAAUCUAAUUGAGUCUGGAAAGUAUAAAUGUGAAAGAUACUGGCCACUGGAAGAGAAACAAGACUUUGGUAACAUCACUGUUAAAUUGGUUAAAGAAACAAUCCGUUCGUAUUAUGUUAAACGAACAUUAUCUUUAAUCAAUACAAAGGUA
Molecule: messenger RNA, 228 nt
Organism: Lottia gigantea (owl limpet)
Lineage: Eukaryota; Metazoa; Mollusca; Gastropoda; Lottiidae
Exons: 2
Biological process (GO): protein dephosphorylation
Molecular function (GO): protein tyrosine phosphatase activity
Source: RefSeq, a predicted model, not a curated record